Giardia duodenalis is the source of this 3705-nucleotide messenger RNA. Its product is annotated as Kinase, CMGC DYRK. NCBI's taxonomy places the organism in Eukaryota, Fornicata, Diplomonadida, Hexamitidae. The record is from RefSeq and is a predicted model, not a curated record. Gene Ontology annotation, cellular component: cytoplasm. Gene Ontology annotation, molecular function: ATP binding; protein tyrosine kinase activity; protein serine/threonine kinase activity. Gene Ontology annotation, biological process: peptidyl-threonine phosphorylation; peptidyl-serine phosphorylation. The transcript has a single exon. The coding region runs from base 1 to 3705 and encodes 1234 amino acids.
AUGGACACGAUCACGCUCAUCGCAGGCUUUCUACGUCAGCAUGGAGAAAACGAGCUGGCUGAGAAUGUGGAGAACUGCGAGUCUCUGCGCCGAGAAACUCGAAUCACAACGGACCUGGAGUUUCUCCUGAACAUUUCUCGUGGGUGUGUGACUGUGGAGACCCUGGCCAAUCGGUCGGCGAUGAUCAAAGAGCACAACAUGGCUUCAACCAUCGAUAAGUUUGUUAUCCACCCCGUUUUCUUUGGUCGGAGAAGGGCCCUGGAGAACGAAUUCCUCCUGGAGAUGUUCCGGGACAUAGACACUAAAGUAGAUUACCUGGGCCUUGUGCCCGUGACCUCUAAGCGCUACCGCAUGUCCGUCUGCCAUAAGCAGCCCUAUCAACACCUUUAUCUCAAGCGUAUAUUCCCCGCCGACCAGAAGCUCAAAGGCCUUGCGCCCGAUUCUCCACCGGCCAUGGGCUAUGCGCGUCUGUCGAAUCCAUAUAUGGACUACUACAAGGGCGAGACGGGCUUUGCCAGGCAGAUAAUCCUUGGGCACAAGAUUGAGAAAAUACAGAGUCGUGACUUUGAGCCCCACAAUAUCCCGGAGAAGAAGGGGCUCGGGCUAGCCACACGUGGAACCAUUGCAGCAGCAGAGGCCGCCGAUCCGUAUCCCAAGGUGCCAGUUCCGACAAUGUCCGCCAGCGAGAAGCAGGUUUUGUCGCGAAAGAUAACCCCCCGUGCUCUCAAGGAGUUCAUUGAGCUAAAGCGCCGCAUCAUUCGUCUGCUUACUCAGCGCGUUGCACCCGAAGCAGACGUAACGGUGAAGCUUCUAGAUGUCUUGGGGUCCUUUAAGGGGCUUGUGGAGUCUGUUCCAACGGACGACGGAGUGCCCCUUUGGACAUUUGAUUGGGGAAGCGCCGUUUAUUUCUCUGAACACAACAUAGGCAGCGCUGCGUCAGAUCUAAACGCGAGGUAUAUCAGGCCUCAGUCAAAGGCCAUUUCGAAGCGUGCUGGUUCGCGCAUAAUCACAAUGCGCGCGCAACCCUCUGCUGAGAGCCCAGACCCCGGACCGGAACAACAGUAUGUGGUGGAGCGGUCCUCUCACUAUCCAAAUGUCUUCUUCAUGCGCAAGUCGCGUGCAUAUAGUCAGGCUUUCCAAGCAUUGGUUCCCUCUGCUGCGCCGGUCACUCUUCUUCAGUCUGCCCUCAAUGCCAGCAAGCGUAUCGGGCCUCUAGAAGAAGAUACUAGCGAUACUACAACACUUAAUAGCCUUGCGGCAAUCCCAACUGCAGCUAGUAGUCUGCAAACAACGAUGGGGCAACAGCUCUCAUCAACCCUUCAAGAGAGCCAGGGGAUAUUCGGUCUCAGCUCAACCAACCCCCUCCAAGUGCCAUCUCAAGUGCAACCUAAGAUGGGUGUUCUAGCCUCCAAAAUCAGGAACCAGCAUUCUCUUUCCGCCGAAGAAUCACGAAUGCAGGCCAGUACGAAAGAGAAUAAGGAUUCCAUGAAGUUCAGAGUUGUUCAAAAUGCCACCCCAUCCACGACCAAAGUAGAAAGCGUCAACUAUCGGGAUCUGAUCAUGGAGCAUCUGUCAUCGCCCCAGGCAACCAUAGAAGCCAAGCUUCAGAGUGCACUAACAGCAGACGAGCGGCAAAAGUUCGACUCCACCGUCCGUAGCUUUGCCGAGAAGCUCAGGGCUAAGGAACUCUCAUACAGCAGUAUUCUAUCUAACCUGUUUGAUGGACUAUCAGCGCCCUCAGGCAGCCAGGUGCAGGGAUCUGGGCGGCCUGGUUCUAAUUAUGGCCAAUCGACGUCAUCUCUUCCGACAGGAAUUGAGCAGUUUUCAUCACGUGGAGAUUCCGACACGAGGACGGACCCAUCCGAUCACGACUUCGACUCGGACAUGGCUCUUUCUGGCAAUGAGGAGUAUGAGGAUAUAAACCUGGGAGAUGAGGACCAAGCGCAGUUUGCCGCAUCAGCUGGACAGGUUUCGAUAGGAAACAGUGUCUCCAUGGACUCCAUGAUUAGGACUACGAAUGAGUUCAUUAAGGCAACAAGUGCAUCUGGACUGAGCGAGCAGAUUGAAAGUAGUGCCCAGUCUCUUCAAUCCACUGGGUCACUCCACCGCAGUGAUGUCCAUAGUAGCAGUGUGGGUGCUCUAGGGCAUGUCGGUGCCCAUCAUAUCCGACCGCAGAGUAGUAAAGCUGUUAGCUCUAUUAGCAGCGCAAUGAACAUGGCGACGAGCCUCUACAGUCAGACGCAGCUGUCGACCGGAGCACCCACACAGACGGCUUCUAAAAAUGGAUCCUCUGAUGCCCCUGCGGUUGUCUACACCCCUGUUCCGCCGAUGGCAGAUGACAUCACAAAGAGUUGCCUCCGCCUCGAGAUUUCUGUCACAUCCAUGGAUGUUGCAGAGGCUGGUGGCACGGCGAUGUCAGGCAAGGAUGAGAAGGUCUUUCAGUCGUCUGUCCCGCUUCUCCCUGUGACAGCGUACUGUGAUAUCAACGCGGUAAUAGACACAGCAGUCAGCGGAUUGGAUGCUUCUGAUGCAAAGAACUCUGCUAAAGACAAGUACAAGACAAUUCUCCAGGUAAUCCGAGGCCAAUUGGACCAGACGUCGCUAAUGAACACAACUGCCUGCUCCAAGCUACCAAUCUACUAUAACCCGCUGCACACCGGUGCCAUUGAGGUUACGACUCCCGAUGACGCUGAUGUUCCGUUCAUAGAGGGAGAGACAAUCCUAAACAGAUACAAGCUUCUAAAGAUGGUUGGCUCGGCAACGUUCAGUAACGUCUUUAGUUGUCUGGACCUUAAAGAUAAUGUCACAUACUGUUUGAAGAUCAUUAAACAAGAGAAGGAGUUCUUUGAUCAGGCUAUAGAUGAGGUCCAUCUGCUUGAGCUCCUCAAAGACAUAGACCCCAACAAUAACAUCAACAUCAUAAAAAUCCAUGACUAUUUCUAUUUCCGCGAGCAUCUCCUUCUCAAGUUCACACUCUUGGGAGAGGACCUGUACACUCACUUUAACAGGCGAGAAAAGAAGGGGCAGCCCAACGACUACACAAUCCCCGUUAUUCGGGAUAUGGCGCGUCAAGUGCUGAAGGCUCUGGAUUAUAUUCAUAGGCUUGGAAUCACUCAUUUAGAUCUCAAACCGGAGAACUUGCUCCAUGGCGACAAGAACUUUAUCGGAGGGGUCAAUGAGCCGUCUGUCACCCUGGUUGACUUUGGAAGCUCCUCAUUUAUCUUCGACAAGAUGCACAGCUACAUCCAAAGCCGCAGCUACCGUGCGCCAGAAGUUAUUCUAGCAACGCCCUACGACUCUCGGGCGGACAUCUGGUCGUUUGGGUGCGUGGUUUGCGAGCUACUCACGGGCCGUGUACUCUUCCCCAACUAUUCGGUGGCGACAAUCCUGAGCCGCAUCUGCUCCUUGAUAGGCCCAAUACCCCGGGACAUGAUCAUGAGUGGGCGCAUGGGUCAGCGUGUUCUCACGUUUGGGCUGGUGCCAUAUGAGCAUGACGAGAAGAACAGGCAGCACUUCUACUUCACACCACAGCAGGGUCUUUUGGAGUAUUGGCUCUUUGGAGAAAGGUGCGCAAAUCUCACGGAUGAAGAGGUGCUCUUUUCUGACUUCUGCCGGCAGGCACUUAUUGUUGACCCAAUCAAGCGACCAACGGCAGCCAUGCUCCUUGAGCAUCCGUUCAUAAAGGGAGCUGAUCUUCUAUUGUAA